Messenger RNA from Meloidogyne enterolobii, 254 nucleotides. NCBI's taxonomy places the organism in Eukaryota, Metazoa, Nematoda, Chromadorea, Rhabditida, Meloidogynidae. The record is from the annotation of a GenBank genome assembly.
CUGAAGAUAUUUCUAUCAAUGUAGUAGAUAAGCUAUUAAUGUCAGGGAAGAUACCGAGUAACCAAGCUAAAAUGGCAGACUUAGAGAAAGAACAUAGUGAUACAAUUAGGUUGGAAGAAGGGCUUAAUAGCUCUCUCAGAGUGAUAAAUCGCAAAGUUAAUCAAAAUUCCACAAAUGUAAGCAAACUCGCAUAUGAAGUAAAUAACGGAUUUGCUACCCUGGGAGCACAAAUAGAAAGUUGUGCGGACAAUUGA